This is a messenger RNA of Pelobates fuscus (common spadefoot toad), 1336 nucleotides long. It is a transcript of the gene ZMYND19, whose product is annotated as zinc finger MYND-type containing 19. The transcript has 6 exons. The coding region runs from base 161 to 844 and encodes 227 amino acids. Lineage: Eukaryota; Metazoa; Chordata; Amphibia; Anura; Pelobatidae. The record is from RefSeq and is a predicted model, not a curated record. Gene Ontology annotation, cellular component: synapse; cytoplasm; membrane.
CGUGUGAUUGGCUGACCGCUCGCCCGGCCGCUGACCCCGCCCCUUCAGGUUGUAGCCUGCGCGCGCGGCGGGGAGGAGGCGGCGCGUGGCAUCCCGCGUGCGGCGGCGCGAGCUCGGUGUGAGGCGGGAACCGGCCGGAGGGAGCGCGACACCGGCCGCCAUGACCGACUUCAAACUGGGCAUCGUGCGGCUCGGCCGGGUGGCCGGAAAGAUCAAAUACACACUAAUAGAUGAGCAGGAUAUCCCUCUGGUGGAUAAUUAUUCGUUUGAGGCUCGAAUGGACGUUGAUGCCGAUGGCAACGGUGCCAAGAUAUUUGCAUAUGCAUUUGACAAGUAUAAAGGAAGGGGCUCUGGCCGGCUGCUGCAUGAAUUAUUGUGGCAGCGACACAAGGGAGGCAUUGCACCUGGAUUUGAAGUAAUCCAUUUAAAUGGUAUCACGGUUGAUAAUCGAUUGGAUAAUCUGAAAGUGGUUCUUCGAGGAAGGAGGCCGGAGGUAGAAGAGGUUUCUAGCAAGCAAAGGGAGCAGUCUCUGUAUUGGCUCGCUAUUCAACAACUCCCCACAGACCCCAUAGAAGAUUUGUUUCCACUGCUAAACGUCACACGCUGCUAUAACGCCAACGGAGAAGUGGUUCGAGAGGAAGAGAAUUCCUGUACUUAUUAUGAAUGCCAUUACCCUCCCUGCACAGUAAUGGAGAAACAGUUGCGCGAGUUUAAUAUUUGUGGCAGAUGCCAAUUAGCACGAUACUGUGGUACCCAGUGCCAACAGAAAGACUGGCCCGCUCACAAAAAGCACUGCUGUGAAAAGAUCCGGAUUUUGCAGUACGAACCUGAGCCAGAGCGAUGACUUCAGUGUUCCCCUCUCCCAGGAUUUGUUUUGCACAGUUACAACAGACUGGUUACUAAAGCCAACAGCACUGAGAAGAAUUUCCUAUCAUGCUUGAGCGGACAAUUUGGCUGUGAUGGACAAUGCUGCCUUGGACUGUGACUAUCAGGAGUGGGCCUCACCAUUCCAGUAUUUAGGUUUUUCAAUCAUAAGGACUACUGUGAAAGUCUCCCCCCUUGGAGCUUCUAAUUUAUGUUACUGUUUGUAAAGUUCAAUGUACAGGUUUUUUUUUAUAUAUGUUUUUGAGGUUACAGCGCAGUGAUUUUGGUGUCCAAACAUGAACCACUUAUUGGCCUGUGUUUGCAGUCAUAAAUCAGCUGGUUUUAUUUGCCUUUCCCACUUAUUACACAACAAUUAAAAAGCAACUGGACUUGGGAAGUGAGAAUGAUUGGGAUUUGAAAAUAUUAUGCAUGAAAACGUUGUAAAACUGAUAAUAAAAAAAGAAAAAUGGUU